CUUUUUUUUCCGCCUCGUAUAAAACGAGAAGUUCGCGUAAAAGAAAAUACAGAUGGAGAAGGCUCGCCGGCGCGCUGUGUCACAGAGUCCCCUUAAGCCUGCGUGACAACUCGCAUAGUGUCCCUUUGUGACCGGCUCUCCAUCGAGCAACAUUAAAAAAAAAAAAAAAAAAAAAAAAAAAAAAAAUGCCCGGUGUCUGCGUGCUUUGUGUGGCCGCCGCUCUGGCCGCCUUCGCCCGGCUCGCCGGCGCGGUGGGUCCGGUGGUCCGAUGCGAGCCGUGCGACGCCGGCGCGCUGCUCCAGUGCAAGCCGCUGCCCAAGGAGUGCGCGGAGCGGCUGCGGGAGCCCGGCUGCGGCUGCUGCAUGACGUGCGCUCUCGGCGAGGGACACGCGUGUGGAGUGUACACGGCGCGCUGCGGCUCCGGGCUGACGUGCCAGCACCGGCCGGGGGAGAGCCGGCCCCUGCAGGCGCUGCUGGAGGGACGGGGGGUGUGCACCGGCGCGCCGUCCAGAAAGCUCAGCGGCAUUCUCAUACCGGCGCAGAGACACGAAAGUGCUGGGAAUCAGGUGGAGGACUGCGCCAACAUGACCCAGACGAUGACCGUCGUGCCGGGAAUGGCGACUGUGAAGGGCGGGCACAGCCGGGGCUCCAUGGACAGUCGGCACAACACCUUGAUCCAGAAGGAUCAGAACAAGAAGACGCAGAGCUACAAGGUGGAGUCGGUGUCCGGAGGAGCCAACAUGGACAUGCACAACUUCUCCCUGGAGAAUAAGAGGGAGACCGAGUAUGGGCCGUGCCGCCGGGAGAUGGAGAGCAUCCUGAACAGCCUCAAGAUCAGCAACGUGCUCAACCCGAGAGGCUUCCGCAUACCCAACUGUGACAGAAAGGGCUUCUACAAGAAAAAACAGUGCCGUCCAUCCAAAGGUCGGAGGCGGGGCUACUGCUGGUGCGUGGACAAAUACGGGCAGCCGCUGCCCGGGUACGACGGCCGGGAGCGGGGCGAGACGCAGUGCUACAACCUGGAGAACAAGUGAGAGGACGGCGCGGCGAGGGACACCGAGUGGACGGAGACGAAGGACGAGGAGCAGCAGGAGGAGGAGGAGGAGGAGGAGGGAGACCGAGAGGAAGAAAGAAAGAGCCCACUCUGCUCUUGCAUGUAGUUUUCUGUAAACAUUUGAAGGAACUCUGGACCUUUUUGAUUUUUUCAGGUCCCAUUUCUGUCGGAGCGGGGGAGGGGAGCCGCCUCUGGUCCAUCACAGCUAUCUGUCCUGUGCUUAGGGAGCCUCUAUUCUUACUUUAAAAAAAAAAAAAAAAAAGCUGAAAACUGAGACAGGAGGGGGA
Messenger RNA from Salarias fasciatus (jewelled blenny), 1341 nucleotides. RefSeq names its product insulin-like growth factor binding protein 3 (gene igfbp3). The record is from RefSeq and is a predicted model, not a curated record. Gene Ontology annotation, cellular component: extracellular region. Gene Ontology annotation, biological process: regulation of insulin-like growth factor receptor signaling pathway. Gene Ontology annotation, molecular function: insulin-like growth factor I binding; fibronectin binding; insulin-like growth factor II binding. NCBI's taxonomy places the organism in Eukaryota, Metazoa, Chordata, Actinopteri, Blenniiformes, Blenniidae. The transcript is spliced from 5 exons. Bases 186 to 1034 code for a protein of 282 amino acids.